UGUUUGUGUAUUGUUAGUUAUGGUUUGUAUCCUGUUAAUGCUUUGUAUUAAGGCCUCUAGUAUUGACUGUAUUUUUUCUUCUAUGAUCUUUAUAGUUUUUGUUUUAUAUUCAGGUCUUUCCUCCAUUUUGAGGUUAGUUUUUGUAUAUGGUAAGAGGUUUAGAUGCUGUUUUAUUUUUUUGCAGAUGGAGAUCCAGUGUUGCCAGUACCAUUUGUUAAAAAGACAGUCUUUUCCCCAUUCGAUGGACUUUGGAUCUUCAUCAAAGAUCAGGUGACCACAGGCCCCGGUUUCUGGUGACGGCCCCUGGGAUCAUCAGACCAGGAGGAAAUGUGACUAUUGGAGUGGAGCUUCUGGAACACAGCCCUUCACAGGUCACUGUGAAGGCGGAGGUGUUGAAGAUGGCAUCAAACGUCACUACCCCAGUUCUGGAAGCAGAAGGGGUCUUUGAAAAAGGCUCUUUCAAGACACUCGUUCUUCCAUCACUACCUCUGAACAGUGUAAAUGAGAUUUAUGAACUACGUGUAACUGGUCGUGCUGAAGAUGAGAUUUUAUUCUCUAACACUACGCUCCUAUCAUUUGAGACGAAGAGAAUGUCCGUCUUCAUUCAAACAGACAAGCCCCUAUACAAGCCAAAAGAAGAAGUGAAGUUUCGUGUUCUUACACUCUUCUCAGAUUUCAAGCCUUACAAAACUUCUUUAAGCAUUGUCAUUAAGGACCCCAAAUCAAAUUUGAUCCAACAGUGGCUGUCAGAACAGAAUAAUCUUGGAGUUGUUUCCAAAACUUUUCAGUUGUCUUCCCAUCCAAUACUCGGUGACUGGUCCAUUCAAGUUCAAGUAAAUGACCAGACCUAUUAUCAGUCAUUUCAGGUUUCAGAAUAUGUCUUACCAAAAUUUGAAGUUACUUUGCAGACACCAUUAUAUUGUUCUUUGAAUUCUAAGAGUUUAAAUGGUACCGUCGUGGCAAAGUAUACAUAUGGCAAGCCGGUAAAAGGAGAUGUAACACUUACAUUCUUACCUUUAUCCUUUUGGGGGGUGAAGAAAAAUAUUACAAAAAAUUUUAAGAUAAAUGGAUCUGCAAACUUCUCUUUUAAUGAGGAAGAGAUGAAAAAGGUAAUGGAUUUUUCAGAUGGGCUUUAUGAACACAUGGAUCUUUCUUCCCCUGGGCCAGUAGAAAUUUUAGCCACAGUGACAGAAUCACUUACAGGUAUCUCUAGAAAUGCAAGCUCCAAUGUGUUUUUCAAGCAACAUGAUUAUAUCAUUGAAUUUUUUGAUUAUGUUACUGUCUUGAAGCCGUCUCUCAACUUCACAGCCACUGUGAAGGUAACCCGUUCUGAUGGCAAUCAGCUGACUCUUGAAGAAAGAAGAAAUGAUGUCGUCAUAACAGUAACACAAAGAAACUAUACUGACUAUAGGAGCAGAUGGAAUAGUAGAAGCCAGGAAAUGGGAGCUGUCCAGAUCAUGAAUUUCACUGUCCCCCAAAAUGGAAUCUUUAAGGUUGAAUUCCCAAUCCUGGAUGAUACCAGUGAGCUACAAUUGAAGGGCUAUUUUAUUGAUAGUGUAAGUAGCAUGGAAGUUCAUGGCAUGUUUAAGUCUCCUAGUAAGACAUACAUCCAACUAAAAGCAAGAAAUGAAAAUAUAAAGGUGGGAUCACCUUUUCAGUUGGUGGUUAGUGGCAAUAAGCAAUUCAAGGAGCUGAGCUAUAUGGUAGUAUCCAGAGGACAGUUGGUGGCUGUAGGUAAACAAAAUUCAGCAACCUUCUCUUUAACACCAGAAAAUUCUUGGGCUCCAAGAGCCUGUAUCAUUGUGUUUUAUAUUGAAGAUGAUGGGGAAAUUAUAAAUGAUGUUCUAAAAAUUCCUGUGCAGCUUGCUUUUAAAAAUAAGAUAAAUCUAUUUUGGAGUAAAGCUAAUGCUGAACCAUCUGAGAAAGUUUCUCUUAUGAUCUCUGUGACACAGCCUGACUCACUAGUUGGAAUUGUAGCUGUUGACAAAAGUGUGAAUCUGAUGAAUGCCUCAAACGAUAUUACAAUGGAAAAUGUGGCCCACGAAUUGGAACUUUAUAACACAGGAUAUUACUUAGGCAUGUUCGUGAAUUCUUUUGCAGUCUUUCAGGAAUGUGGCCUCUGGGUAUUGACAGAUGCAAACCUUGUGAAGGAUUACAUUGAUGGUGUUUAUGACAAUCCAGAGGUUGCCGAGAGGUUUGUGGAGGAAAGUGAAGGCUACAUGGUAGAUUUUCAUGACUUUUCUUCGGUUAGCAAUCCACGUGUCAGAAAGCAUUUUCCAGAGACUUGGAUUUGGCUAGACGCCAACAUGGGUUCCAAGAUUUACCAAGAAUUUGAAGUUACUGUGCCUGAUACUAUCACUUCUUGGGCAGCUACUGCUUUUGUGAUCUCUGAGGACCUAGGUCUUGGACUGACAACUGCUCCCGUGGAGCUACGGGCCUUCCAGCCAUUUUUCAUUUUUUUGAACCUUCCCUAUUCCGUUAUCAGAGGUGAAGAAUUUGCUUUGGAAGUAACCAUAUUCAAUUAUUUGAAAGAUGCCACUGAGGUUAAAGUAAUCAUUGAGGAAAGUGACAAAUUUGAUAUUCUAGUGACUUCGAAUGAAGUAAACGCAACAGGAUACCAGCAGACCAUACUGGUUCCAAGUGAGGAUGGGGCGACUCUUCUUUUCCCAGUCAGGCCAACACAUCUGGGAGAAAUCCCCAUCACAGUCACAGCCGUUUCACCUACUGCUUCUGAUGCUCUCACCCAGAAGAUUUUAGUAAAGGCUGAAGGGAUAGAAAAAUCAUAUUCACAGUCCAUCUUAUUAGACUUGACUGACAACAAGCUACGAAACACGCUGAAAACUUUGAGUUUCUCAUUUCCUCCUGAGACAGUGAGUGGUAGUGAAAGAGUUCAGAUCACUGCAAUUGGAGAUAUUCUUGGUCCUUCCAUCAAGGGCUUAGCAUCAUUGAUUAGGAUGCCUUAUGGCUGUGGGGAACAGAACAUGAUAAAUUUUGCUCCAAAUAUUUACGUUUUGGAUUAUUUGACUAAAAAGAAACAACUGACAGACAAUUUAAGAGAAAAAGCCCUUUCAUUUAUGAGGCAAGGUUACCAGAGAGAACUUCUGUAUCAAAGGGAGGAUGGCUCUUUCAGUGCUUUUGGGAAUGACGACCCUUCUGGGAGCACUUGGUUGUCAGCUUUUGUUUUAAAAUGCUUCCUUGAAGCUGAUCCUUACAUAGAUGUUGAUCCGAAUGUAUUACAAAGAACGUACACUUGGCUCCAAGGACGUCAGAAAUCCAACGGUGAAUUUUGGGAGCCAGGAAGAGUGAUCCAUAGUGAGCUUCAAGGUGGCAAUAAAAGUCCUGUAACACUUACAGCCUAUAUUGUGACUUCUCUCCUGGGAUAUAAAAAGUACCAGCCUAAUAUUGAUGUCCAAGAGUCUAUCAACUUUUUGGAGUCUGAAUUCAAUAGAGGAAUUUCAGACAAUUACACUCUAGCUCUUAUAACUUACGCGCUGUCAUCGGUGAGGAGUCCUAAAGCACAGGAAGCUUUGAAUAUGCUGACUCAGAGAGCAGAACAAGAAGGAGGCAUGCAAUUCUGGGUGUCAUCAGUGUCCAAACUUUCUGAAUCUUGGCAGCCGAGCUCUCUGGAUAUUGAAGUUGCAGCUUACGCGCUACUCUCACACUUCUUGCAAUUUCGGGUUCCUGAGGGAAUAGCGAUUAUGAGGUGGUUAAGCAGGCAAAGAAAUAGCUUGGGAGGUUUUGCAUCUACGCAGGACACCAUUGUGGCCUUGAAGGCCCUGUCCGAAUUUGCAGCCCUAAUGAACACAGAAUCGACAGAUAUCCAAGUGACAGUGAUGGGGCCUACUUCACCAAAUCCUGUGAAGUUUCUGAUUGACACGCAGAACCGCUUUCUCCUUCAGUCGGUAGAGCUUCCUGUGGUACAGCCAACUACGGUUAAUAUUUCUGCAAAUGGUUUUGGAUUUGCUAUUUGUCAGCUCAAUGUUAUUUAUAAUGUGAAAAAUUCAGAAUCUUCUAGAAGACGAAGAUCUCUCCAAAAUGAAGAAGCCUUUGAUUUAGAUGUUGCUGUAAAUGAUGAUGAAGAUGAUAUUAACCACUUGAAUCUGAGUGUGUGCACAAGGUAUUUGGGGCCAGCUAGGAGUGGCAUGGCCCUUAUGGAAGUUACCCUACUCAGUGGUUUUGCUGUGCCUUUGGAUGCAAUUCCUCGGAGCGAGAUAAUUAAGAAAGUGGAGCACGAUCAUGGAACAGUCAACCUGUACUUAGAUUCUGUAAAUGAAACCCAGGUUUGUGUUGAUAUUCCUGCUGUGAGAAACUUCAAGGUUUCAAACACCCAAGAUGCUUCGGUGUCCAUAGUGGAUUACUAUGAACCAAGGAGACGAGCGGUGAGAACUUACAACUCCAAAGCGAAGCUGUCCUCUUGUGACCUUUGCGGACAUGUCCAUGGCUGCCACCUUUGCGAGAAAGGAGCUGCAAGCUCCCUUCAUCACUCUUCAGUCAUUCUCGUUUUCUGUUUCAUGCUUCUGUUCUCUUUGCAACGAUGGCUGUGAUUUAUUUCUUAAAGACUGUAUGUCACACUAACAUUUCCAGAAAUCACAUGUGAUUGUUUUGUUUUCAUAAUGAAUAUUGCUUCUGACAGUUUUGAAAAACAUUUGUUUUCUUUAUAUGGGGGUGGGGGAAUGGUGUAUAAUAGGUCCUAGUAUAGGUAGCUGCAUAAGUUUCUUCGUCUGACCUUUGUCUGAAAUCAGAAUCAGAAUUAUUGCAGUUGCGUAUCUUUAUUUCCCCUCCUGAGAUGUUCUGGGAUUUUUUUUUGAGAUGUUUGUUUUCUCCAGAAUAAAAACUCUGUUUUAGAUUAUUCUUUUCAUUUUCUAGAAGCCUAGGUUCUUAAGCAUUAUUAUGUAUCAGUGUUUGCUUUCAUAUUAAAUUUCCUAUUAAAGAUGGAUUCCCUGGGAACUGGGAGAAAACAACCAGAAGGGGGCGCUUGUUCUGUGCUUUCCCAUCUCCGACCUAACCCUGCUCCUCACCCCGCACCUCAGUAUGUACUUUUUAAUUGAGCAUUACUUCUUUCUUUCUGGAAUGUAGAUGGUGAAUUUUUAAAUAAGGUAAAUGGUUUCCACUCCAGAUCUGAUCACAUACCCCCUCCCACUCAAACCUUCUGGAGACAAGAAUGAGAGAGCGAGUGUGUUUUCCUGUGCUUUAUAUGCUGCUCAGGGGUUGAGGAGUGUAAUGAAAACUGUCCUAAGAGGUGCUUGGGGUGCUGCCCUCCCUCUCAGGUCUCCAGCCCCCACAUACCGGCUCUGUUUCAGGGGUGAGAAGCGGAGAGCACCACAACAUAUGUGCCUUAUGAGCUUAGACUGGAAGAUCCUAGACCAGGAGACACACUUUUUGUUAGUAAUGGGGGACUGUAAGCCAGGGCACAAAGAAAUCCUGUAUAAAAUGCAGCAGACUGAUCUGACUGUAGUCUGGGAAAGAAGCUGGGAUGUGAUGGGUAUCAGAGAUUCUUGGUGUAACUUCUGAUGUGAAGUGUUUUAUGGCCUUGGACAGGCUUCCUGUAGAACCCUUUCCAGGCACAGGUGUCUGAGUGUCAGGCUGCCAGCUGCCUCGUGACAUCUGAUGCUGGCUGUGAAUCUGUAAGAAAUUUUGAAUUUUGAGCACCUGGGUCAUUGGUUAUCCUGUAUUCUGAAGGAUAAUAUUCAUUUUUCUGGGUUAAAAUUUUAAAGAAAAGUCCCUCCUCCCUCCCUCCU
This is a messenger RNA of Loxodonta africana (African savanna elephant), 5738 nucleotides long. RefSeq names its product CD109 molecule (gene CD109). The coding region runs from base 399 to 4544 and encodes 1381 amino acids. Gene Ontology annotation, molecular function: endopeptidase inhibitor activity. Gene Ontology annotation, cellular component: extracellular region. The transcript is spliced from 33 exons. The record is from RefSeq and is a predicted model, not a curated record. Lineage: Eukaryota; Metazoa; Chordata; Mammalia; Proboscidea; Elephantidae.